Molecule: messenger RNA, 1572 nt
Organism: Tripterygium wilfordii
Lineage: Eukaryota; Viridiplantae; Streptophyta; Magnoliopsida; Celastrales; Celastraceae
Product: alpha-galactosidase 1-like
Exons: 15
Coding region: 82-1311 (409 amino acids)
Biological process (GO): carbohydrate metabolic process
Molecular function (GO): hydrolase activity, hydrolyzing O-glycosyl compounds
Source: RefSeq, a predicted model, not a curated record
AUUGCUAGUCACUCCUCAGUUCUCCAGUGCGUAAAGUCACUUCCCUUAUCUGCAGAGCAGGGAAAGGUAUUGUAUUCAGAGAUGGAGAGAAAUAGUAGUUUUAGUGUUCAUAUUUCACUGGUGGUGAUUUUGUUGGUGAUGGGUGUUGGUGAUGCAUUAUCACCAUUAUCAAGCAAGUACAAUUACUUGGAAGAGCAAUCCAGGAGGAAUCUGCUGUCUAAUGGUCUUGGGAUGACACCUCCCAUGGGGUGGAACAGUUGGAAUCAUUUUAAUUGCAAAAUUAAUGAGAAAAUCAUCAAAAAGACUGCGGAUGCUAUUGUUUCCACUGGUCUUUCCAAACUCGGAUACAACUAUGUUAAUAUAGAUGAUUGCUGGGCCGAGAUUUAUCGUGAUGAAAAGGGCAAUCUAAUACCAAAGAAGUCGACGUUUCCAUCUGGAAUGAAAGCUUUGGCAGACUAUGUUCAUAGCAAGGGCCUUAAGCUUGGAAUUUAUUCUGAUGCAGGGUAUUUCACUUGUGCCAAAACGAUGCCUGGUUCACUUGGUCAUGAAGAACAAGAUGCAAGCACUUUUGCUUCAUGGGGUAUUGAUUACUUGAAGUAUGAUAACUGUAACAAUGAUGGAACCAAGCCAACUGUUAGAUAUCCAGUCAUGACCCGAGCUUUGAUGAAGGCAGGACGACCAAUCUUCUUCUCACUUUGUGAAUGGGGAGAUCUGCACCCUGCUUUGUGGGGUGCUAAGGUAGGAAACAGCUGGAGAACAACCAAUGACAUUUCUGAUACAUGGGAAAGUAUGGUCUCUAGAGCAGACAUGAAUGAGGUUUAUGCUGAGCUUGCAAGGCCCGGUGGUUGGAACGAUCCUGAUAUGCUUGAGGUGGGAAAUGGCGGAAUGACGAAAGAUGAAUACAUUGUACACUUUAGUAUCUGGGCCAUUUCCAAGGCUCCUCUUCUCCUCGGUUGUGAUGUGAGUAACAUUACAAAAGAGACAAUGGAUAUUGUCGCCAAUAAAGAGGUUAUUGCUGUUAAUCAAGAUUCACUUGGCAUUCAAGCUAAGAAGGUUAGAAUGGAAGGAGAUCUUGAGGUCUGGGCAGGGCCUCUUACAGGCUAUAGAGUAGCUCUCCUCCUUGUGAACCGAGGUCCUGGGCGUAACACCAUUACAGCUGAAUGGGAUGACAUUGGUAUUCCGCCCAAAAGCGUCGUGGAAGCAAGAGAUCUUUGGGAGCACAAGACACUGGAGACACAGUUUGUGGAUAACCUGACGGCCACCGUUGAUUCUCAUGCCUGCAAAAUGUACAUCUUGAAACCUAUUUCGUAGAAUUCAUCGCGCCCGUAAGAUUUAAACUAUCUGUUGGACAUGUUACUGGAUAUCUGUUUUUGCAAUAAGGUUUACAUUCUUCGCCACGCGCGUUCAUGAAUUUGAUGAACGAUGCGUGAAGUUGGAGUGUCCGGUGUCCCGGGGUUAACCUGGAUUGCCGCAUGCUUCUUGUAAGUAGUUGCUGCAAAUUGAGCAAGAGUCUUUCCACUCUGUCUUGUUUUUAACAUUCUCAUUCUCCAUAAUGAUGUUUGUGGCACCUAA